AUGUCUCCCGACGAAGCAGCGAGGACUUUCACCUAUAUCUGGCGCUACGCAUUUCAAGAAUCUCCCGAAGAUAUUGAAUUGAGUACUAAAAUCUUAUCUGAAUCGACCAGUCGGAUCGACGCCCAUAUCGCCACCAAUACUUCUCGUCUUGACUCGAUGAUGAGGGUAUUACUAGAGGAAAAGGGUCUCAAAAAGCGUUCUAAGCUGUUGGAUGAUGUAAUAGCAAUAAAUAGCCGCUGCAGAACGUUUGUGUGUGCCUCCCCGGUCACAGAUGCAAGCAUGAACCAAUUAUUUCGAACAUAUAAAACUUCAUUUGAAGCCCCUAUCGAUGUAACUGUGGUUCAAGCAGUCAGAGCAACUUGUGCAAUGCCAGGUUGGUUCACUCCAUCAGUGAUCGGAGAGCGGUUGCAAACCAGAGAAUAUAUUGCUUGUCAAAACACUCUUACAAAUCCGGUCAAAGUGGUCCUUAGAGAGUGCAACGACAUUUUCGGACCGGAAAGGAGA
Acaulospora colombiana is the source of this 504-nucleotide messenger RNA. NCBI's taxonomy places the organism in Eukaryota, Fungi, Glomeromycota, Glomeromycetes, Diversisporales, Acaulosporaceae. The record is from the annotation of a GenBank genome assembly.